GAGAUAUUUGUACAGUGAGCGUUAUCGGAGCAUUUCGCAGCGACGCCGCUUUUCCUCCUUAUCUUCCGCUUCUUCGCAGAUUCCGGCGGAGGAAUCCACAGCGCCGCCGCUCUGCGAUUGCAUCAUCAUCAUCUUCGUCUUGCCUAUGGUGGGAGAAGGGAAGAAAAAAUGAGUUUUUUCUCGAUCCUCUUGUCUUAAAAAUGCUUGUUUUAAGCCAUCAUUGUCAUCAGCCACCCCUCUCCUCCUUCCGAGCUCUCAAACCCCAUCGAUGCUCCUCUUUUCUGCCUAAGCUUCACUUUUUCUCCCGUCUCCAACGGUUCUCUGUGGAACUCCAGAUUGCCCAUGGAUGUUUUCCCCUCCCUCGAUCCUCAAAUCUUCUUUUCCAGUUCCACCCUAGGGUUUCAAUUGGUGAAGCCGGGAAGUGCGCCGAUCGAGAAUUGGGAGAUGAGAACAGUGAUUUGGCGGAUUUGGAGGACCUGGGCGAUGACAGCAAAGUGUUCAAGAAGACACUGCAGUUGGUUGAGUGCGCGAUGUUCGCUUCUGUUGCCGGCCUCGCCUACUUCUUGAGCAACUCCCUCGCUGUUGAGAAUUACUUCAGUUGCUUCUUUUCCUUGCCGAUAGUGAUUUCUUCAAUCAGAUGGGGGAUUGCAGCUGGUAGGAAGACCAUGGUAGCUACUGUCAUGCUAUUGUUCACGUUAUCUGGUCCAGUAAAGGCAUCUACAUACCUUCUUUUGCAUGGUCUAGUUGGUCUUGCCAUGGGUACAUUAUGGAGACUCCGUUUUAAUUGGUCUACCUCGAUUUUACUCUGCACUCUUAUUCGUGCCAUGGGAGCUGUUGGAUAUGUCUUGUUGUCGUCAUUCUUAAUCAGAGAAAACAUACUCGCCUUGAUUACAAUCAACAUUCAUGCCUCGCUAACAUUCAUAUUUACCGCGAUGGGAAUAAAUAUAAUCCCAUCGAUGAAUGCCAUUUAUUUGAUAUUCGGUAGCCUGCUUCUUCUGAACUGUGGAUUCUUUGUCUUUCUGCUGCAUAUCUUAUACUCGAUAUUCCUUAGCAAGCUCGGUCUGAAGGAUUCAUUGACUCUUCCCUCAUGGAUGGCGAAAGCAAUCUGAUACCGGUUCAUAAGUUAAUUGAUGGACUGCAGAAGCCCACGGCGACAGCUCGGUUCGUGGCCCGGGUUUAGUCCGGUCUGGAUAAGCUUUUAACUCCACGUAGGCUUGCAAACUCAUGGCUAUCGAAUUAUUUUGAAGUUUAAUUUUCCAAAAAAUAAUUUAUUUAAAUUGAAAGGAUCAAAUUGAAAUAAUGAAAUCUUAAAGGUUCACAAUUAAAAGAGUGUGCUUU
Molecule: messenger RNA, 1338 nt
Organism: Zingiber officinale
Lineage: Eukaryota; Viridiplantae; Streptophyta; Magnoliopsida; Zingiberales; Zingiberaceae
Exons: 9
Coding region: 201-1109 (302 amino acids)
Source: RefSeq, a predicted model, not a curated record